CUGCGCCCCCGAGUCCAACGGAGUCCAUCACUCUCGCCGCCCCCCUGAUCGGCUCCGGUGGCGAUCCGCCUGCCGCGCGGCCGCCGCGAUGCACGACCCGUCGGAGAUCCGCAACCUCCCCAUCGACAUCGCCUUCGGCCGCCUCCAGGAGUGGCUCGUCGACCGCAAGCGGGUGCCGCAGGACUGGCGGAAGCGCCUCGCCGGCAUCCGCGCCCGGAUCGCCGCGGCCUUCCCGUCCCUUCCACGGGACCUGCACCCCUCGCUCCUCGGCCUCGAGCCCGAAGAAAUCGGGUAUCUUGAAGCGAAGAAGAUAUACAGCAUCCUACUGGACUCCAACACGGAGAGCCGCAACAUAUUUGGCCGCCUGACGGGAUCCGCGGGUGAAUGGGAGUCCAUUGUGAAAGCUUACGAGAAGGACCAUGUCUUCCUUGGAGAGGCGGCACAGAUCAUGGUUCAGAAUGUGAACUACGACAUUCCAUACCAGAGAAAGCAGAUGCAGAAGACUCAGCAGCAGCUUGCUGAGCUCGAUCGAAGGGAGGCUGACAUUAAGCGUCUCGCAGCUAUGUCAGCUACUAGAUAUGUAGAAGCUUGCCAGGAGCUUGGUUUGCAGGGAGUAAAUGUGCGGGAAGAACUAAUAGAGUCUGCAAAGACACUUCCAUCUACAUUUAGCAAAAUCUUGGAAGUGCUGAACAGUGACCCUGUCUCAAAGGCCAUUGAGCACUACACAGCUUUUGUUAGAGACUGCCAUUCUGAGGACAAGGGAAAUUGUGAUUCUGUGCUGCACAAUCUGAAAAAGUUGCAGGAAAGUCCUCCUUCUCUCAAUGUCUCAGUAUAUAAUGAGGUCGAAAGUUCUACUGGGGAGGCAUUGAAAUCUCAUGGGUCUGUGGAACAAAUUGACUCCAAUGUUCCUGCAGAAGAUAUUGAUUGGGACAUUUCUGUGGAUGCCAAUGAAAUUGAUUGGGAUAUUGGUGCUGUUGAACAACCAGUUGAAGAAUCUGGUGACGGUUUUGGAUCAUAUGAAAUCAUUGAUGCUAACAUAGAGCUGGCAGGUUCUGAAAAUUAUAAUGUUAGUGUCUCGGACAACCCAUCUUUGAACAAAGAGGGUCUUUCUUCAUCUGGGUCUGGGAUUUGCUGGGACAUCACCGCUGAUGAUUCUGAAGAAAGUGUGCAUCAUAAUGCUAAUAUUCAGAAUGCUCCAAUUUUAUCUGAAGAUAGAAGUCGUUUGCUGGAGAAGGAAUACAGGAAUGAUAUUCUAGAUGAUUUACUUGAGGUAAAAUCAUUUUUGACUCAACGCUUAGGGGAGAUGAGGAAUGGUGAUACAUCAUCUCUACAGCAUCAAGUGCAAGCUGUCUCACCUUUUGUUCUCCAGCAGUAUGCUCCUGAUAGUUUGGAGAAUAUGCUUGUAGAGGUUUCUUCAGCAAUCUCAUUGCUCACUAACCAGAAGACUCUUGACCUUAUAAUGAUCCUUAACUCUAAAAGGUUUCUAGACAGAUUAGUUUCUACUUUAGAAGAGAAGAAGCAUCAUGAGGUAAAACUACGGGAAGGUUUAGGUGAUUUAUCCGUUAAGCGCAUGGAGCUGCAGAAUGCGCUGUCGUCAUCAUGGCCGAAGCAAGAGGCUGCAAUUACAAAAACAAGAGAACUAAAGAAGCUGUGUGAGGCAACACUAUCAUCUGUUUUUGAUGGCAGGCCGGUGCAUAUAAUUGGAGAGAUCAAUACUUUGCUGAGCUCAAGUGUUAGUCAAUUAGCUGGAUGACUGUAUUUUUUGUUCUUGGAUCAAAUAAGAUUGAGAUCGUAAGGUUAUUAUCUCGUGGUAUAUACUUCUGAAAUUUAGAUUUCCUGCUCAUGUUGCUCGAUAUUUUCUGAAAAUGCAUAUGUAUGAGUUUGACUUAAAUUAUCAGAUUCACCAUAUGGAUACAGUUAAGCGACGAAGAAAGUAAUGUAUGAUUACCAAAGGUUUCAUUUCUCAACGAAUGAUGUUUCAA
Molecule: messenger RNA, 1982 nt
Organism: Panicum hallii
Lineage: Eukaryota; Viridiplantae; Streptophyta; Magnoliopsida; Poales; Poaceae
Product: CDK5RAP3-like protein
Exons: 9
Coding region: 89-1753 (554 amino acids)
Biological process (GO): regulation of mitotic cell cycle; regulation of cyclin-dependent protein serine/threonine kinase activity
Cellular component (GO): endomembrane system
Source: RefSeq, a predicted model, not a curated record